Linum trigynum is the source of this 1050-nucleotide messenger RNA. The record is from the annotation of a GenBank genome assembly. Lineage: Eukaryota; Viridiplantae; Streptophyta; Magnoliopsida; Malpighiales; Linaceae.
AUGGCUACCUUCGGUGCAGCCUCCGCUGCUAACACGAACCCUAACAAGUCCUUUGAGGUGAUUCAACCCCCGACUGACUCGGUUUCGAGUCUCAACUUCAGUCCUAAGGCAAACUACUUGGUGGCUACUUCGUGGGAUAACCAGGUACGAUGCUGGGAAAUAUCAAGAAAUGCAAGCACCGUUUCCACUGUGCCCAAGGCAUCAAUGUCACAUGACCAGCCGGUCUUAUGUUCUGCGUGGAAGGAUGACGGAACAACUGUUUUCACCGGUGGCUGUGACAAACAAGUAAAGAUGUGGCCUUUACUGUCAGGAGGUCAAGCAACCACUGUCGCUAUGCAUGAUGGGCCAGUUAAAGAGAUAGCUUGGAUUCCCGAAAUGAACCUCUUGGCCUCAGCAAGUUGGGAUAAGACCUUGAGGUACUGGGACACAAGGCAGCAAACUCCAGUGCAUACUCAACAACUCCCAGAGCGCUGUUAUGCCAUGACAGUGCGGUAUCCGCUCAUGGUUGUGGGUACUGCAGACAGGAACAUCGUAGUCUUCAAUUUGCAAAAUCCUCAGGCGGAGUUCAAGAGAAUUCAAUCACCUCUGAAGUAUCAGACUAGAUGUGUAGCAGCAUUUCCGGAUCAGCAAGGGUUUUUGGUUGGUUCCAUAGAAGGCAGAGUUGGUGUUCAUCAUCUGGAUGAUGCACAGAGUGGUAAAAACUUCACUUUUAAGUGCCACAGAGAAGGAAAUGAUAUCUACUCAGUGAACUCCUUGAACUUCCAUCCUGUCCACCAUACGUUUGCAACUGCAGGAUCUGAUGGUGCUUUCAAUUUUUGGGACAAGGACAGCAAACAGAGGCUAAAGGCCAUGUCAAGGUGCAGCCAGCCAAUUCCUUGCGGUGCAUUUAACAAUGAUGGCUCCAUAUAUGCAUAUGCGGUUUGUUAUGACUGGGGCAAAGGUGCUGAGAACCACAACCCCGCAACGGCAAAAACGAACAUCUUUCUGCAUCUACCACAGGAGUCUGAGGUUAAAGGGAAACCCCGUGCCGGAGCAACUAAUAGAAGGUGA